AUGGUUAAUGUAUAUGUUGCCUUAUACACUUCCCAUAAUUAUGCUUCUAAUAAUUAUGAGAAAUGCAUAAGGCAGUUUAGUUCAUUUUUAUUGUUUCAGAUUUUGAAAGGGUUAAGCUUGACUGUGAAGUAUGGAGAGACAGUUGCGCUGGUAGGACAUUCCGGUUGUGGCAAGUCCACGAUAAUUCAGCUCAUCUCCCGAUUCUAUGAUGUCGUAGAUGGAAGCGUCUGUUUAGAUGGAAAUGACGUCCGCAUGCUAUCAGUGAAUUGGCUCCGCAGUCAGAUUGGUCUUGUUGGACAACAACCGGUUCUUUUCAACGCCUCUAUCCGUGAUAAUAUCCUCUACGGUCGCGAAGACGCUACCAAUGAUGACGUCAAGACUGCGGCUGAACAAGCUUACGCUCAUAGGUUUAUUACUAAGCUACCUAAGGGUUAUGACACAAUCGUUGGUGAAGGCGGUGCUGCAUUAUCUGGUGGACAGAAGCAGCGAAUUGCAAUAGCGAGAGCCUUAAUAAGGAAUCCUAAAAUAUUGCUACUCGAUGAGGCUACAAGUGCACUUGAUCUCACUUCGGAGGCAAAAGUACAAAAAGCUCUUGAUAAGGCUGCAAAAGGUAGAACAACAAUUAUUGUGGCUCAUCGGCAGUCGACUAUAAGGAAUGCUAAUAAGAUAUAUGUGAUGAAAGAUGGAAUUGUAGUAGAAGAAGGUAACCACGAAGAACUGAUGGCAUUAAAAGGUUACUACUGGGAUAUGGUAGUACUGCAAGAGCGACAUGAACCGAUGAAUACAGAAAUAGACGCUGAUCUUGCAAGAGAAGAGUCUAAAACAUCUGAACGUAGCGUUUCUGGCACGGGCGUGAUAGAUCCAUUGGAUGAAGAAAAAAGACAUACGCCAAAGCUUUCAUUCUGGCGAGUGAUUCGCUUAAAUGCCCCCGAGUGGAAGUCCAUCACAGUGGGCUGCAUCUGUUCUAUUAUCAUCGGGUUUUCAAUGCCGUUGUUUAUAGUUGUAUUCGGCGAUCUUUUUGGAGCCACAGGACAGCGUAUAGGUGUUGUGCUACAAGGGAUAGGUUCGAUUGGCCUGGCUGUAGUUUUGGCUAUGUUAUUUGAAUGGCGCGUGGGGUUGAUAGUCCUCUCGUUCUUCCCAGUAGUCGCAGUGGUGAUCUAUUAUCAGGGAAAAGCUAUUGGCCAAGAAUCACGAGACAAUGCAAAAACCCUAGAAGACAGCACUAUGAUAGCAAUAGAGGCUGUAUCCAACGUGCGUACAGUAGCAUCGCUUGGUCGCGAAAGGCGGGUGCUGGCUGAAUACUCUGCGCGGUUGUGGCCUGCCAUGGCACCCGCUCGUCGAGCAGCGCACUGUCGUGGCAUAGUAGCGGGCCUCUCACGUUCAAUGUUCUACUUCAUCAAUGCCACUGCCCUCACUACCACACAAUCUUUACAAAUGGCAUCUGGACAAGCACAAAACGCGUUCACUUUCGCUCCCGACUUCCAGAAGGGCAUCAAAGCUGGCUCUAGAAUCGUCGAGUUCCUUAAGAUAAAGCCGCAAAUCAUUGAUCCAGAAAAUCCAAUCCCAGAUUUUAACGCUACCGGAGAAGCUAAUUUCAAAGGAAUUGAGUUUAAAUAUCCAAAUCGGCCAACUGUAAAGGUGUUAAAAGGCUUAGACUUACAUCUGGAGCGUGGGCAUACAAUAGCAUUGGUCGGGCAAAGUGGCUGCGGCAAGAGUACCGUGAUUCAAAUACUUGAGAGGUUCUACGAUCCUGAUGUGGGCACUGUGUCCUUAGAUGACGUCCCUUUGCCUCUGUUGCGUAUACGAGAAGUGCGUGCUUCCCUUGGGUUGGUCUCACAAGAACCGGUACUAUUCGACCGCACUAUAGCCGAAAACAUCGCCUACGGAGACAAUUCAAGGACGCUGCCACAUGAUGACAUUGUGGAAGCAGCCAAACAGGCUAACAUACAUAAUUUUAUAGUUUCGUUACCUCAGCUUUCGGGCGGGCAGAAGCAACGCGUAGCGAUCGCUCGCGCACUCGUACGUAAUCCAAGGAUACUAUUGCUAGACGAAGCGACAAGUGCCUUAGACUCUGAGAGUGAAAAGUUGGUACACCAUCGUCUGUUAAAGCUCCGCUGCAGUGGUCAUGCAUCCGGCAGUCGGCAGGAUAACCACGCGAGGGAUACACGUCGUCGUCCAACACGCGCACCGCACCUACAACGUUUGGAUGCCCGUGCAUCGGCCGCUUGUGUGUUUGGAGGUGUUGCCCUAAAGGACAGGCGCUAUAUUGGCAAAGAGUGUCGGGACACGGAUCUGGGUGUUGUGAAUCCGUUCAGUCCUCCGGUGUUUAAAGGAGCGGCACCGAUUAAUGUGACGGCCCACGAGCGUUUCUUUUACAUGCACAAUAGACUAUGUGAAGAAAGAUAUAUUGCUGACACGAAUUUUCCUUCUAAUGAAUUAUAUUUACAGCAGAGCUUACGUGAUAACGGUUUCUGGAAGAUUUAUGAUAAUAACAAACAAAGAAGUUCACUGAAAUUCUGA
This is a messenger RNA of Diatraea saccharalis (sugarcane borer), 2520 nucleotides long. The record is from the annotation of a GenBank genome assembly. Lineage: Eukaryota; Metazoa; Arthropoda; Insecta; Lepidoptera; Crambidae.